This is a messenger RNA of Macadamia integrifolia, 2575 nucleotides long. Its product is annotated as RNA-binding protein 24-B-like. Bases 266 to 1078 code for a protein of 270 amino acids. The transcript is spliced from 6 exons. Lineage: Eukaryota; Viridiplantae; Streptophyta; Magnoliopsida; Proteales; Proteaceae. Gene Ontology annotation, molecular function: RNA binding. The record is from RefSeq and is a predicted model, not a curated record.
CUUUCUCUUCCCUCCCUUCCCUCCAUCUCUCUCUCUCUCUCUCUCUCUCUCUCUCUCUCUCUCUUCCUCUUUGAUCCCUAACCUAAUUGGCUGCUGAUCUUGAAUAGUUCUUCAUCUCUAAAUCUAGAGAAGAUCCUCUAAAUCUAGUGGCUCUAUUCUUCAUUUUGAUCUUUGUGUAUUGAAGAAAGAAGGAUCAAGGAGAGGAGGAGGAGGAGGAGGAGAAGAAGAAGAAGAUAAAGAAGGGGAUUUUGAUAUAGAGGUGAAGAUGACUCCAGCAAAUCUAUCAGGUCAGUUUGGGGAUACAACUUACACAAAAGUGUUUGUUGGGGGUCUUGCUUGGGAAACCCAGAAGGAGACCAUGAAGAAAUAUUUUGAACAGUUUGGAGAGAUUUUGGAAGCUGUAGUGAUUACAGAUAAGAAUACUGGGAGAUCCAAAGGCUAUGGAUUUGUAACUUUUCGAGAACCAGAUGCUGCCAUGAGAGCCUGUGUGGAUGCUGCUCCUAUGAUAGAUGGAAGAAGAGCUAACUGCAAUCUUGCUUCCUUAGGUGUUCAGAGAUCCAGACCCUCUACACCACAACAUGGAGGAGGCAGGAACUUUAGGGUGAUGAACUCUUUUCACAGUGGGCUUCAAGGUGGGGUGGGAACAGCUUUUCCUUCUGCAGCAACCUUUCCUCAUUAUGCCAUCCAACAAGGCAUUCCUUAUAAUGUAUAUGGGUACUCUCCUUACUCGCCAGAUUAUACUUAUCCAACGAGCUACUACGGUUUGUAUGGAGGAGGUGCAGCUACUCAGUACCCCAUGUACGGUACAGGUGCCGGAGGAAUGGUCACUGGUGCUGCGUUCUACCCUUAUCUCCAGUUUGGCCAAAGCAAUGGCGGAGCUGCUGCUGCUGCCGCCACUGCCACUGCCACCGCCGGUGCUUACACCGGUGGCCAGGGAUAUGGAGUCCAGUACCCACAUCAGCUCUUCCAGUACUCACCGAUUACCUCUACUGGAUUCCCUCAUCACUACGGUGGACCGAUGUCUCUUGCUCCUACUCCACCCUCUCAAGCAGUGUGUUUUACUCUACAACAGGCGUGACCAUGGCUCUUACAGCUCCAACUACUGUUCAUGCCCCAACACCUCAACCCUACAGACUUGUUCCUACCCACUUCACCGCAACAGCAUCUGAGCAACCUUCGGCUUAACCAUAGUUUUGAGGCUCUUUCUCUUUCAUCCUCUUUUCUCUUCUAUUUCCUCUCUCUUUCUCUUUCUCUCUCCACCACCACCUCCACCUUUCUUCUCUCUCUACUGCAAACCCAGGUGUGGAUCCUUGAGUUUGUCAGAAAAAUUAGCCCCUCAUCGGGACUAAACCCACUUUGGAGGAGAGCCCCUCCAACAACCCUAGUGCAUGUCAUGUGAAAACGAGUUCAUUUCAUUUUGCUCAAGAUGGGCUAUGUUACAAAGCCCUGAAGUCUGGGUGGUUCCUAAAAGAACCCAAGAGAGAAAAUGUGAACGAACCACAUCACCAACUAUGGCUACUUGGGGAGCUAAGUUGGAAACAGAAGAAGAGAUGUUCGUUCUAAACCUCAGCCCUGGAAAGGCUAAGCAACACAACCCUUCUAACUUAGGUUUUGUGGAGAUGUAAAUUUCAACAACUGAAAGGAUAACUGAACAAGUACAUCCUCACCAUCAAACAACUUUGGCUUAAGCACCCUCUAAAGGUAGAGAGGCAGUCUUAGGACACAGUAAGGGGCAUGGGAUGCCCUACAACUUUUGCAUUGGCAUUGACAUAAACCCUAGAUUUAGGUUGUCUUUGUUUUUUGUUUUUAAUUGGGUUUUUGGGGGGGGAAAUGACCAAAACUUGAGUGACCACUCAUGUUUUUUCAAAGGUUUUCCAACUUCAAAUAACUCUCAUAUAAUCUUUGUGUAACCAACUACACAUAUUCCCUGAGGGAAAGGGAAUUAAGAGAUUUUCACUAACUCACUUUUUUGCAUUUUGGGUCCUGUUCAUUUGUCCUGGCUGAACUCAUGGGAGUUUUAGCUAGAUCUAACUAGGGUUUGUGGAGGGGCUAUUGCUUGUUUUUGGCAUUCACCUCCUAUCACAGUCAUACAGACCUUUGAAGAACUCCAUUGAUGGCUUUGGAGCUCAAACUAACUUGUAGGACUCUCUCUCUCUCUCUCCUCCCUUCCAUUCUCUCUCUCCCCCUUCCAUUCUCUCUUCCUCUCUUUGAUUCUCUCACUAGCCUAGUGAACCAAUCAAGACCAUGGAGGCAACCCUUGGGGAAUAUUUUGGGUCUCUUGGGUUCAUCUCCUUCAAAUCCUCCAACCAUGGUUAGGACCAAGGUCAUCAUGAUCAUCUUUUAGGUACUUUCUCUCUCGUAUUGAGUCAUUUUGAAGCAUGAUACUCUCUCUCUAUAUAUGUAAUUGUAGUAAGGUUUGGAUUGUAAUAAGUAGGCAUAAUCUUAAAAGAACACUUGUUCUCCAUUGAUAUCAUCUGAGGGUAGGAACAUUCAGUUUAUUAUUGUAGAAGUGAUUUAGAGACUGCCUUGCAUAUCUUAGCUGAUAAUUAAUAUUAAUGAUAUGAUCAACUUACUA